UGUAGGUUGUGUUGCCCGUGCGUGCCACCCACACACUGUGAUUCUAACCGACUCAUCAUGUCAAGAAGGGACUGGAAGAUGGGCAUGUGCUUCGCAGCCCCCAUUCCGCAAUGAACUCAUUGCAUGGAAGAGCUUGCAGCAUUUGAGAGAACUGCGCAGACCUGCCCACGGACAGCCUGCUGGAGCAAACCGAACGGGGUGCUGAUGACCGCGCCUAUCGUCACCUUCCUCUCUACUCCACUCACCAUCCUCCUUAGACCUCCAUCCGUGCGUCGUCUUCUCGGCACCAUCCCACAAAGAAGUGCUACAGUUCGGCCCGGCAGUACGACCGCAAAACUUUACGCUGCAGCCAAGCUGACGACCAAGACCCCCGCCAGCAGUCGCGUGACACAGCUCAACAACCAGCUUCGGGCACAUUCCUCCCGCGCAGCGCUUGCCUCCUCUUCAUCCUCUUCCUCGCAACCCGACGCCAACAUGGGCGCCUCUGCCGGCAAGGACGGCACGCAGUGGCAUCGGCUGCCGACGGCCGUGACGCCAGAGCACUACGACAUCAUUAUCAAGUCAGACCUCGAAGCGCUCACUUUCACUGGCCUGGUCACCAUCACGCUCAACAUUGAGGAGGAGACGGACGUCAUCACGCUGAACGUGGGCCCCAAGCUAACGCUCAGCAAGGCGCACAUCACGAGCAGCGCUCUCAAGACGGACAGCAAGACGGUCGCCGUGCUGGAGCACGACAAGGAGCACGAGCGCGCCGUCGCACGGCUUGGCCAGAAGCUGCCCAAAGGCAGCCAGGCGACCAUCAGCAUCGCGUACGGCUCCGAGAUUGAUAACUCCAUGAUGGGCUACUACCGCUCCACGUGGGAGUUCGAAGGAAAGAAAGGCUUCUACGCCCUGACGCAGUUCGAGCCAACGGCCGCCCGUCGCGCCUUCCCCGGCUUUGACGAACCAGGACUCAAGGCGACAUACAGCUUCCGCAUGGUCCACCGCAAGGACACCACCGCGCUUGCGAACAUGCCCGCCGUCGGCGAGUCCAAGGCGAUCAGUGUCGCCGAACAAGACAAGCUGUUGCGCACCAGCGAGCUCGAGCUCGACACGUCCAACAACAAGUGCGCCCUUAAGACUGAGUCCAGCAUCGCCGGCAAGACCGAGACAGAUGGCGACUGGGUGUUGACAGCGUUCGAGAAGAUACCCAAGGUAUCCAGCUAUCUCGUCGCCUGGGCCAACGGACCGUUUGUCCACCUUGAGAGCACGUACAAGAGCCCCAUCACUGGCAAGGACGUCCAGCUGCGCAUUUACGCCACGGGAGAGUACAUCGACCAGGCGCAGUUUGCGCUCGAUGCAAAAGCAAAAGUUAUGCCGGUCUACGAGAAAGUGUUCGACAUUGCCUUCCCGCUGCCAAAGCUCGACACGCUCGUUGCCACCGACUUUGACGCCGGUGCGAUGGAGAACUGGGGACUGAUCACCGGCCGGACGGGCAUCUACCUUUACGACUCAAACAAGGGCGGGCUUCAGGCCAAGAAGCUCUCUGCGAAGGUGCAGUCGCAUGAGUGCGCGCACCAGUGGUUUGGCAACAUCACCACUAUGGACUGGUGGUCGGGUCUCUGGCUGAACGAGUCGUUCGCCACGCUCAUGGGCGAGGUCAUCAUCCUCGACCGCGUCUGGCCCGAGUGGACGUCCGGUAGUGAGUUCAUCGUCGGUCACCUGGCGCGCGCUCUCGAGCUCGAUGCCAAACGCUCGUCGCACCCGAUCGAAGUGCCGCUGCAGGGCGACAACGUUGAGAGCGCAAUCAACCAGGUCUUCGACGCGAUCAGUUACUCCAAGGGCGCCAGCGUUCUGCGCAUGCUCAGCAGGAUGGUCGGCGAGGAAAAGUUCCUCAAAGGUGUCAGCAUCUACCUCAAAAAGCACCUUUACGCCAACGCAACGACCAACGACCUGUGGAAAGGCAUCAGCGAGGCGUCCGGCCUGGACAUCCCCAAGAUCAUGGGCAAGUGGGUCCUCCAGCAGGGCUUCCCCGUUCUCACCGUGACUGAGGGCGAGAACGAGAUCAAGGUACGCCAGAACCGCUUCCUCUCCACCGGCGACGCCAAGCCUGAGGAGGACGAGACGCUGUGGUACGUCCCGCUAGAGCUCAAGACGAUCGGCGCCGAUGGUCGCACUCAGGUGGACAGCAGCAUCGUACUCAACGAGCAGCGCGAGACUAGCAUCCCGCUGCAGAACGUGCAGGGUAGCGUAUGGAAGCUCAACGCCGACACGGUCGGCGUCUACCGCGUCGCGUACACGCCGGAGCGUCUCGCCAAGCUCGGCGAGGCCGCAAAGAAAGAGCACUCGGCCUUUUCGCUCGAGGACCGCGUGGGGCUCGUCAACGAUGCGCACACGCUUGCCAAAGCCGGCUACGCUCAGACAAGCGGCACGCUGACGCUGCUGCAAAAGAUCGUUGAUGAGCCAACGUUCCUCGUCAACUCGUCCGCCAUCGGCGCCAUCGGCGACCUCCUGUCCGUCUGGUUCGAGGAGCCCGAGGACGUCCAGCAGGCCAUCCAGAGCUUCGGCGCCAACUUCUUCGGCCCCAAGGCCAAGCGUCUCGGAUUUGACGGCAAGCCGGACGACUCGGUCGAGACGCAGCAGCUGCGAGAAACUGUCAUCGCCGGUGCUGCGGCCGGACGGGACGAGUGGACGCUCGGCGAGAUCAAACGCCGCUUUGACGCCUUCCUCCAGGGCGACGACAGCCUGAUCCCGGCGGAUCUGAUGAUGACCAUCUACUCGACCUCGGUCCGGUACGGCGGCGAAGCAGAGUACAACAAGGUCGUCGAGGUAUACCGCAAGCCACCUACACAGACUCACAAGCAGACAGCCAUGUUCGCCAUGUGCGCCACGCAGCAGCCCGAGUUGAUCGAGCGCACGAUCGAAUUCCUUUACAGCGGCGAGGUCAAGGAGCAGGACUUCCUCAUAUACUUCCGCGGCCUCAGUGCGCGCCCCGUCACGCGUCGGCUACUGUGGGAGGCGACCAAGAAGCGCUUCGACGAGCUCGUUGAGCGCUUCUCGGGUAACUUUGCUCUCGGCCGCCUUGUCGAGCUCUCCUUUGGCAGCUUCUCCAGCGACAAAGACGUCGCAGAUGUUGAGGCGUUCUUCAAGGGACGCGACACGCGCAAAUACUCCAUGGCCCUCUCGCAAGGACUUGAGGGCGUGCGCGCGCGCGCCGCAUGGCUUGCGCGCGACCGCGACGACGUCAGCGGCUGGCUCAGGAAGAACGGAUACCUCAAGCAAUAAAGGAGUGUCUUCGUAAUGUACGAGGGGCUGUGUGUGUUAUUCAAAUCCAACUAUCCAUCUGAGAACAGCAUUGUGUUGCACUCUGCUCCGUUGCUUGCGAUUCCAGUUGAAGAUUCAAAUGCAGAAGCGAAUCGCGAAUGACGAUCACAGUGCAUUUUAGCAGCAGGAUGCAAGUGCUAAGAAGUGGCACUUCGUCAUGCUGUCUAAUCUGGCGGAUCACCAAUCGAUCAUACAAUGACAUUUGUUGCCAGCGAUGACACAUAAGGACGAUGCCCACUCCCUGCUACCGAGGCUUGAGACUGUCCACGGCGUUGUCGUGCCCCCUGUGGGCGUUGUAUAGGUAACGU
Messenger RNA from Tilletiaria anomala UBC 951, 3611 nucleotides. RefSeq names its product putative AAP1-alanine/arginine aminopeptidase. Gene Ontology annotation, biological process: proteolysis; peptide catabolic process. Gene Ontology annotation, cellular component: cytoplasm. Lineage: Eukaryota; Fungi; Basidiomycota; Exobasidiomycetes; Georgefischeriales; Tilletiariaceae. The transcript is spliced from 4 exons. Bases 205 to 3264 code for a protein of 1019 amino acids. The record is from RefSeq and is a predicted model, not a curated record. Gene Ontology annotation, molecular function: metalloaminopeptidase activity; zinc ion binding; peptide binding.